CAUUUGGUCAAGGAGGAAGCGUCUCCAAUUAUCCAGGAGCACAUCCCUGGACUUCUCUGCGCUCUUUUGCCUCCAGAUCCAUACACAUUGAUUCUGAGCGAGCCGGGAUCGAUGCGGACGACUCAAGAAACCCGCAUGUGCAUUACUCAUGCGGGAUGGUGUGUAUUUGCGCAAAGAAAUCAAACAACGGGAAAAGGAAAAAAAAAAUUCUACCCACAAUAUGAAGGAAAUAAGAUGUGGGUUUAGGUGUGUCUAUGGCAAACUGUUCCCAUCUCGCCUUUUUAUUGUUUUCAUUUGUUUUUAUAAUAGAAUAUAACAUUGUACAGCACAGCCUAGGUUGGUUUAAACUUGCUCUAAAAUUAAAUUGACUUGACUUGAUAUGUAAAAACGAUCAUUCAAUUCGAUAGGCAUGCUGGUCCUCCUCAGCCCCCUACCAGAUGUGUCUAAUGAGUGGGCCGCCUUCACACCACAAACGCCCCGCUUUACACCUGCACCUGUCGGGUGUUAACUGGAAAUAAUCGACGCGUUUGGGGAGAGAGAUGGUGGUGGCGGCUCGGUUCAGCACGCUGGACAGCGCUCGUGGAAGUUGGAGAGGACGGCCGCGCGCGGACACCCGAGGAUUUAAUGAAUAGGAUUUUGUGGGAGCUGCUGGAGAGAUGAGCGACGGUUGACCAUGGUUGACUGUAAGUGCUUAUUACCGACAACCGGCGCAGGUAACCCGAGGGCGGACUUUCUAGAGUGAGACAUGGACUUUGCUGAAAUUCUCUUCGCUUUGUUCAUCAUCGUGGUCGCGGUCGUCUCGUUGUUGUCCAACUUGUUGGUGCUGCUAUGUUUCAUCCACAGCACCGAGAUACGCCGCCAAGUGCCCGGUGUUUUCACCAUGAACUUGUCCUUCUGCAACAUCCUCAUCACUGUGUUGAACAUGCCGGCCACUUUGGUGGGAAUUAUCAGGGACCAGCAGCCUUUUGGGGAUUGCAUUUGCCACACGGUGAGCUUUCUGGAGACUUUUCUGACCGCCAACACCAUGUUGAGCAUGGCAGCUCUCAGCAUAGACCGCUGGAUUGCGGUGGUCUUCCCGCUCAGCUACUCUACUAAAAUGCGCUACAAGGACGCGCUGAUCAUGGUGUGCUACUCCUGGCUGCACUCCUUCACCUUCUCCCUGACGGCGCUGCUCUUCUCCUGGGUCGACUACAACCCCGUUUACGCGUCCUGCACCUUGCAGCCGAGCGGGGAAGGCAGCGACAGGAUUAAGUUUACAAUCUUCACUGUUGUUUUCCACGCCACUAGUUUCAUGCUCUCCCUGCUCAUAUUGUGUUUCACCUACUUAAAGGUGUUGAAAGUCGCCAGGUUUCACUGCAAGAGGAUCGACAUUAUCACCAUGCAGACUCUUUUCCUUCUGGUCGACAUUCACCCAAGCGUGAAACAGAGAUGUUUAGCAGAGCAAAAGAGGAGAAAGCAGAGAGCCACAAAGAAGAUCAGCAUCUUCAUCGGCUCCUUCAUCAUCUGCUUUGCUCCUUAUGUAAUUACAAGGUUGGCCGAGCUCCUGCCCUUUGUGGACAUCAACCGCCGCUGGGGGAUCAUCAGUAAGUGUCUGACAUACAGCAAGGCUGCAUCUGACCCCUUUGCCUAUUCCCUUCUCCGUCAGCAGUACAAGAAAGUGCUAGUUACUGUCGUCAACAGGCUACUCCGCCGCGACCUCUACCCCUCAUCCGGCCACAACAGCUCUGUAGACACAGAGAACGACUACUGUCUCCAGAGGAUCAGCUAAUGGCAGACGCGGACAUGACAGAUACACACUACAGGCCAAAGAUAAAGGUUGUCUCUUGGAAGAAGGUGUGUGGAGGAAACGAAUGAGGAGAGAAACAGAGAGGGCAGGAUGCUGGGAGGAAAGGGAAAAGAGAGCCGAGGAGGGGACAGAUUGUGAGUGGGGGGUGAAGAGAGAGAGCAAAAAUAAGGAAAAUAGUGGGUGGAGAAGAUUGAGAAGACAGUAAUGAGGGGGAGUAUGAAGGUGGCGGAGUGGAAAACAGGUAGGGAGCGGCGGAGAUGAUGUGGAGAUGGCCUCAGAAAGUAUUGGUAAACAAGACAGCUGUGAUUCAUCGGUGGCAGCAAAACUCACUAAACCACAUAGAGGCACACACACCCCACCGCUGGUUCUCUUUGAGCGACAUGUAUAAAGUGGCCUUUUGUACUGUACCAACCACUUUGUAAUGAUUUUGGCAAAUCCACAUGUCCUCUGCCACAAAACGCAGGGAAAAAGCAAGAAGCUAAAGGUCAAUAGGUGCUGGAGUGAACAUAUGAAAAGAGUAAAGACUAUCUUGCUCUCGCUUUUGGAUAAUGUAUUCUUAGGUGUGGAGACCCAACUGCUGCACAUUAUUGCUAUGUUCCAUAUUGACCAUGUUAGACUACUUUGCUGUGUCAGUCACUGAAUAUUGAUGCACUCUGUCUAAUUCUCUCAGAGCUACUAUAGAUACAGGAGCCAAAGGCAAAUAACAAUCACACUAUGAUAGUAAAUGCUACAACUGGUGAUAGCUAUAUUUUUUUUAUUGUCAACAAGGGCCAUGUGAAGACUGAAAUCAACAAGGAGUUACAUUUUUUCAGAGCCUUUUUUAAUUUUUAGUUUAUGGCACUUUGCCUUUAUUUGAGAGGUAUGACAUGCAACACAUGUCUUCUGUCAAAUCAAACCGUCAAUCAAACAUUGUGUUUUUAACAAAUGGGAUUCUUCCAUAUUACUAGGACACAAUGAUGUGUGAUGAUCUCAAAAAAACAGAUCAUGAAUAUAUAUACUUUCAGUUUUAAAACAGGUUUCAUAAUUUCUUGAAUCAGGCACAGGGCACUGUAGUUUUUAGAGAACAUUGUUCAAACUGGAAAAAAAUUGUUUGGGAUCUAUUUUCAGCAGCAGAUUUAUAGACAUUUAAUGCACUGGGAAGUAUUUACGACAGCAGUUUGACGGAAAAUAAAAAUACAGUGCCCUGGUUUGUGGAAGUGAAGAACCAUGUCACCCAGUGCAACAGCAUGGCUUAUUGAUAUGCUGAUGAGUUUUUUAUAACUGACAAACAAAGACCAGCCCAUGUAAGUAAGCAGUAAGUACCGGUGGUCGUUUCACCAUGCUCCAACUUCCUACGCCACUUGGUCUGCAAAGCAUCUUAGUUUGGAUGUGUUUCAUCUAAUUAAAAAUAUAACUCUCUUGGGAAUUAAGCCAGCAUACUCACACAUCCAGGAGGCAGGGAUAACACUCGUUAGUCGGAUCAAUUCAUUAUUGCUGUGGGUCUUUAUUGGCUCUUUACGGGAUUUGUUGACAAAAAGAAAAACGUAGAAUGUUACUACCCAUGUUACCCUUAAAGUGUGAGUUUGUGACUGAAUGUACUAGAGAUAGUCCACUUUUGACUGACAUGCAUAUGUCCAACUGUUUCUAUGUACAAAUGUUUCUAUGGAUAUUUACAUGAUGUUGUUAUAUAUUUUGCACUGUACAGGAACUUUUUGUCUAGAUAAAAGGGGAGCAUUGUGAUGUAGCAUAGGAAUGCUUUCAAAGUGCUUUAAACACACCGUUUUGUGUUUCGUGCCAGAUUUUAAUAUGUGACUUUUUCAGUGAGUUAAACCAGAAUAGCUGCUUUGUUAUUAAAAAUCUGUUUCUUUGGAUGUGCUUUAUGCAUAUGUAUUUUCCCUCCUGUAAGCUACUUGCUGUUCUUUGGCAGUGUGAUUACCUAUUAGUGGAAUAUGUGCAAUAAAAGCUGUCAAUUAAAAAUCUUUUAGAAAUAUUAAUGCUUUCACAGUAAUGUUAUUUGAUCUAGAUAAUGAGCUUUGAUUUAAUUAGUACGUUUAAAAAUUAAAUUCAAGCAGUACAGUUCAGUCUUAUUAAAUGACAAAUAGUAGGACUUAAACGAUAGAUGAGGAUUUUAGACAACUUACUGUGUGUAUUUAAUAUUCAAACUUGAUGGAUACAGGUAUACUUGAAAAGAAAUAUAAUUUGUUAUUCUCAAAUAAAGUUCUCUUGGUUCCUCGUUUACCACCAGCCAGUCACCUGUUUCUCCAUCACAUUGUUUUGUUUCUGUCAUCCUCAUGGCCCUAGAUGAUAAUAUGGUGUUAAUGUUCUUUGUUGCAGCCGCAUUAUUGCCAAGUGUGUUUAAAGAGGUCAAGAAAAAGGUCAAAGGUCA
Messenger RNA from Etheostoma spectabile (orangethroat darter), 4151 nucleotides. RefSeq names its product G protein-coupled receptor 78b (gene gpr78b). The transcript is spliced from 3 exons. The coding region runs from base 746 to 1768 and encodes 340 amino acids. Gene Ontology annotation, biological process: adenylate cyclase-activating G protein-coupled receptor signaling pathway. The record is from RefSeq and is a predicted model, not a curated record. NCBI's taxonomy places the organism in Eukaryota, Metazoa, Chordata, Actinopteri, Perciformes, Percidae. Gene Ontology annotation, molecular function: G protein-coupled receptor activity. Gene Ontology annotation, cellular component: membrane.